CAAAUGUGUUGCCCCGCCCCAUCGUCCAGCCUGCACUCUGGGGCUACUCCGCCCACUUGUUGCUUAACUGGAGAAGGUGAAACUUUUCAGCUCAACUGUAAACGGACCUUUAACAAACAGCAACUUGUCGUGAGGCCGGGCGGCUUACGCGUCCUAUUGUGCCUGAAUCCCGACAGAAACCUGUUGGGUUUGAAGCAAGAUGUCUUUAGCCGAGCAGAGCCAGCAGUGGUAUCCGACCAGCGUUCAGGUAACGGUGCUGCAGGCGAGAGGUUUGCGGAUCAAGGGGAAGAAUGGCACCAACGACGCGUACGCCAUCAUGCGGGUGGCCAAAGACAAGUUCUCCACGUCGGUUGCGGAGAAGAGCGUCGCGCCGGUGUGGAAAGAGGAGGCCUCCUUCGACCUGCCGCUCUUUCACCCCAGUAACGCGGAGCGAUGCGCCCUACAGGUGAGCGUCAUGCACCGGGCGCUCGUGGGACAGGAUAAAACGCUCGGACUGGCGGUCGUCAACCUGUUGGAGCUUUACGACAAUAAAUCACGUAAUAAGUCCGAAUGGUUCAAACUGAUGGGCAAGACGGGAAAACCCGACAAAGACAGGGGUGAGGUGCUCCUAGACAUCCAGUUCAUGAAGAAUAACAUGACGGCCAGCAUGUUCGACCUCUCCGGCAUGGACAAGUCCCGUUCAAGGCUCGGCAAGCUGAAGGACAAGCUGAAAGGGAAGAAGAAAGACGGUAUGUCGGAUUCUGCCUCCGCCAUCGUGCCUUCGGUUGGUCAGAUUCUGACCGACAGCGAGGGAGAAGAGGAGGCUGACGCCACACCUGAAACAAAGAAGAAGAAGAGCAAACUGAAGUCCUUGUUUGCGCCGAAGGGUUUGCAUCGCAACAUAUCUCAAUCCAUGUCCACACUACCCACGCUUCCUGAAAAAGACUCGGCCAUCAGUUUGAGCAGAUCGUCUGGACUAAACGUCGAGUCUCCUGAAGGCAAGAAGAAGUUUAAGUUAUUCAAGCACAAGCGGACUGACAGCUCUGACAGUAAAGUAUCUCAAGGUGCUGGAUCUUUUCUAGGACAGGGCACGUCACAGAGCAACCUAUGCAUCAACGGCAGUCACGUCUACACAGAAGAUCUGGAGACCAGAGGCUCUAGAACAGGUUCCACGCUCAGUCUGAACAGCUCCGGCCACGGAUCCAUGGAGGAUCUGCGCCGAGGACCCAAUAGAAAGAUCUCGACCAUCUCGGUGGACUUGCAAACUCGAGAGAGCCCGGCAGAGGAGAUGCUCAAAAGACAAGAGGAACAGAGGAAACAAGAGGAGGUGAGGAAACGACUAGAAGAGGAGAGGAGGAGACAAAUCCAAGAGGAAGAGCGAGAAGAAAUGAGGAUGGAGGAGGAGAGAAAGAGGAUAGAGAGAGAAGAGGAGAGGAAACGGAUUGAGAGAGAGGAGGAGGAGGAGGAGGAGGAGAGGAGGAGGCUGGAGAAAAUGGAGGAGGAGAGGAGACGGGUUGAAAGAGAAGAGGAGAGGCAGAGGAGAGAAAUGGAAGAGGAGAGGAAACGGAUUGAGAGAGAGGAGGAGGAGGAGGAGAUGAUGAGGUUAGAGAAACUGGAAGAGGAGAAGAGAAGGAUGGAGAGAGAGGAGGAGAGGAAGCAGAUGGAGGAACGGAGACGAGUGGAGGAAGAGGAGAUGGAAAGGAUAGAGGAAGUGGCCCGAAUAAAGAGAGAACAUGAGGAGGAAAGAAAGGCAGAGGAGGAACGGAUCAGGGCUGAGGAAAGAACGAGGGAGGAGGAAGAGAAGAGGAUCAGAGAGGAGAAAGCAAGGCUCGAGAAGGAAAGAAUGAAGAAAGAAGAAGAGACGAGAAGGAUCGAGGCGGAAAAAAGACGCGCCGAGGAAGAGGAAAGGCUGAGGAAGGAAAAAAGGGAAGCGGAGGAAAGAGAGCGAGAAAUGGCUGAGGAAAAAGAAAGAAAGGAGCGGGAAAGGUCACGACUGGAAAAGGAAAAGAUGGAGCUUGAGAGAAAGGAAAAGAUGAAAAUGGAGCAAGAGAGAAAGAAGGCUGAGGAGGAGGAGAAGAGGAAGUUGAAAGCAGAAGAAGAGAAAGAUGAAAUGGAGAAAAAGAAGAAAGAACAGAUGAACGCCAUUGAGAUGAGGCCUGAAGUGAAACCCAGGAGUGCUCGAAUGAACGCGGGUAAGAAAGCAGAGAAAGCCGACACGAUUGGCUCAGAAUACGUCCCGUCCACCGAUCCCUUUGAAGAGUCCCUCUUAUUGGAUGAGAACUCGGAAGCCCUCAGCCGCUCAUCCAAAGUUUCUGCAGUCAAGCCAAGUUCUUCUGUUUCUGGAACCGUCUUUUCUCAAGCAUCGCCGCCAAAAACCAACCCGUUCUUAGAUGAUUCUGAUGCCGAAAGUGGCAACACAGAUAACGUCAGUCGUGGAGAUGGCGCAGAGAAGAGACGACGUGCCCCGAAGCCUCCUCAGAACAAGACACCAAGAGAGAAAGCCACGCACACACGCAGUGAAUCGGAAGACAGUGGAGAACCCGAUGUCUUUAGUUUACGCCAAGACAAACGACCGGCACCUUUACCACCAGAUGUCUCCAAGAACAGUGAGGUUCUGAACAAAGAACGUACGUCUUCUCAAGAAGAAACCAACCUUUUUACAUCUCCUGUGGUAAGAACGGCAAAACACGGCAAGGGACCGGCACCAGCAAAGCCCUCGUUAAAAACAAAAGAAACUUUGAAAGAAAACUCUGCAUCUUUGCCUGAACCCAAGAACCGAACAAUUCAUCACCACCAAAAUGUAACUGAACGUGCCUUGUUUCCAGACGGAGCCUCUCUGACGACAGACUCUUGCUUAGAUCAGCCAAAUAAGUCUCAGUCAGGUCACAACCUUGAUCAUCUUCUAAUAUCUGUCAAGCCUGUCUUAAAACUUGAGUCCAAAGAAAGUGGAAAGGAAGAUUUGAAUACAGAAGGUACCAAAAAGAAGAGUCAUGCCCCAUUGCCUCCUGCCACAACUGGUGACCAGAAAUCAACAAGACAAGAUCAAGACGGAACAUUGAGGAUUCAUAGUGGCCUUUUGCCCACUUUGAAAUCGCCGUCAACCGCUAGUCAAGCUCCUGAGACGGUCCAGUCGCACGCGUCAGGGAACAAGACUUUACUUCGGGCCAGAGUGUCGCCUAUUGAUGCUCAAACCGUUUCUGGGCAGAAUUAUGAAGGUGAACCAAAGAGAAAAGGCGACGCUGCCUUCAAACCCUGCAGGCCCCACGCGGUGAAACCCUUGAGCACCAUUGACAACCAGCAAGAUUUCAAAGAGAACCAAGACAAUAUCACAUCCGCAAAAAUGGCUGAGGGCGUGCAAGUCAAGAUGAAGGCCCCAGAGGUUAAAAGGACCGGGCCCUACGCCCAGCUGACCCACGAGGAGCUGGUCAACUUGUUGGAAAAGCAGAAGGAUCAGCUGUCUCAGAAAGAUGCCAAGAUCAUGGAAAUGGAGCAGUAUAUAGACAACCUUCUGGUCCGGGUCAUGGAGGAGCAACCCAGCAUCUUAAUGUCUUUGAAGUCGAUGAAGAAGGCUGUUUAAGAGAUGCAUGAGCAGGUUUUGGCAGUGUGGGAUUUUGUAUAUAUUAUUAUUGUAAUCACAAAUAUGGGGUGACAGUAAAUAGAAGGUUGAGCUCUGUUCAGAGGUAUUACACUAAAGCCAGUGGCUGAAACUACUUGUGAAGUACUGAGCUGAAGAUCAGGCUGAUGUAUUCCUGAUUUAUGAAGUCUCGUGCUAUACAAAUGGCAAUACUGGGAUGUGGCUUUCUUCAGAUUUGAAUGGACCGAUUCGACUGUUUCAUGCACUGUUGUUCUAUGCUGCACUAUAUGUGAUUUACUCUCCAAAAUCUGUUGUGGUCAAAAACAGUGACGCACACUUCAGUAAACGCAACAGCACUUUCUAAAUGCAAAGUAUUUUAUAUUACAGAGCUAUAUUUUCAUUGUGACCAAACGCUGUAUUUGAGCUCUGAUGAUGAUGAAGCACUUUAAAAGGAUUUUUGACCAAUUGUCCUUAAAAAAUCUCUUCAUCUGUAAAUAUGAUUUGAUAAUCAGUCCUACAGUCCUUUUCAUAUAACCCGACGACUUUAUGCUACAACUUGGAAAUAAAGAAUGUCACAGGUGUGACCGUGCAAAUAGCAACAUUGUGUUGUUGUGUCUUUGUGCAUUUGUUAAAACACAGCUCAUGUUUUUUAUGUUUUUAUUGUAAGGAAAGGCAUUUCAUGAGAUAUAAAAGCAGAAAAAUAAAAUAAAAGGGAAAAUAAAAAGUGAAGUAGGCUAAUAAAAAAUGCAUGUUUAUACUCAACUCAACUUUAUUUAUAUAGCGCUUUUUACCAUUUUUAUUGUUACAAAGCAGCUGUACAUGAGACAUAUUGACUAAGCAAAACAAUUAAAGUUGUACCUGUAAAAACAAGAAAAAGGUGAAAACACAGAAGACAGACACACCCACAUACAAAACACUCCACACACACAUUAUGCACACACACACACACGGACGCACGCACACGCACAGUGAAAGCACACAUUUAAGAUAAAGGAAAGAGAAACACAGGUCAAAUAUUAAACGGACUAUAAAUUCCUAUAUGCAAUAUUAAUUAAGUAAAACUUUAAAAUUGUAAUUCUAAAGCAGCCCCCCCGGCCAGGCAAAUAGUGCAAAACAGUAUGCAAACAGUGGCGAGGAACCCAAAACUCCAAUGGAGAAAAAAACCCUCAGGAGAACUCAGGCCCAACCAGGGGAUUCCAGUUCCCCUCUGGCAAAAGCUGCUGCCUCUGCACAAACUCGACAGUGCUUGCACAACAAGGCUAAAUAAAAAUAAAUAACCUUACUAAUAAGGUAAAUUAUAGAUUUAAGAUUAUCAUUAAUAAUCUAAUAGCAUGUAGUGAAGACGUGUCGAGUCGCCGCGUCCUUCUUUAUCCAGCUCUAUCAUCUCAGCUCUUGUCAGGUCCCCACUUCCCAUUCUCCACUCUACCAUCAGGUCAGGCCAUGAACUGCAUCCUGCUCGCUGUGGUAACCUUGGAACAAUGAGACAAGAUUGGCUGAGAGUAGAGCACUGUUCUGCACUCUUUGAUGCAACAAGUACAUCAGUUGUGUUUUUGGUUCCGGUUGAUCUAACUAAUGCAGCCUAAACCCUCUGAGGAUUUAUAUUAUGGAAGAGUAGUGUAUGCAAGAUUAAAAAGAUGCGUCUUUAGUCUAGAUUUAAACUGACAGAGUGUGUCUGCCUCCCGGACAGUGCAGGGACGACUAUUCCAAAGUUUAGGUGCUAGAUAGGAGAAGGAUCUACCACCUGCACUUGAUUUUGAAAUUCAAGGUAUUACCAACUGACAGCCCAGCUAACACAGUACGUUCUGACAACGUCGCCAGUUCGUCUUCAUUUGGUCACCGUGACAUUACUUUGUGACCACGUUCUGAGGACGUCUUGGCAACGUUCCAUUUCUUAGAAUUUUUGCUUACGUUCCAGAAACGUCUGAGCCACGUCCUCAAAUAACGUCAUGAAUUGAUCCCGUUGAGAACGUUGUAGUGACGUGAUGGAUCGUCUUCAGAUGACCUGGACACCUGGAAAUUUUAUGAUCAGAAUAAAAUCUGUUAUAAUGUCAAAACGAAUGCUAUUAAUCUGAUUUCAGACAGCUAUUAAACUGGAGUAUAAUUCGAUAUUACAAUUAUAACUACUUAUUUUGUGCGCGCGCGUCUGAUAUGCGCCUUUGUUCUGCAAAGAGCCGCGCGCUCUCGUCAUUUAAACGUUAACGGUCAUUUCUUUUUACCUCACUGCCUGAUUUUACUUGCCUGGUUUAUUAAUAUUCUUUCUUUACUUUAUACCUUACAGAUGUGAGAGUAAACACAUAUUUUAGUGAUUUUCAAUCGAUUUAGCGCGUUUAAAUGAACGGACCCUGAUGUUUGUGUGUUAUUAAAGAAGCUUUUGAUUGUUGUUUCUAAAAACGGAAGACCUGCUAAACGUAUGUGGUAAGACAACAAUAUAAUGUUAAGCCUAAACAUAAUGUUUAUUCAUCUCUGUCAAUAAAUAUCUGCUUUAAAUCCUC
This is a messenger RNA of Triplophysa rosa, 6045 nucleotides long. RefSeq names its product RAB11 family interacting protein 1 (class I) b (gene rab11fip1b). The record is from RefSeq and is a predicted model, not a curated record. Gene Ontology annotation, molecular function: small GTPase binding. NCBI's taxonomy places the organism in Eukaryota, Metazoa, Chordata, Actinopteri, Cypriniformes, Nemacheilidae. The transcript has 6 exons. Gene Ontology annotation, biological process: regulated exocytosis. Gene Ontology annotation, cellular component: intracellular membrane-bounded organelle. The coding region runs from base 200 to 3556 and encodes 1118 amino acids.